This is a messenger RNA of Cladophialophora yegresii CBS 114405, 1002 nucleotides long. RefSeq lists its product as uncharacterized. The transcript has a single exon. The record is from RefSeq and is a predicted model, not a curated record. The coding region runs from base 1 to 1002 and encodes 333 amino acids. Gene Ontology annotation, cellular component: Dsc E3 ubiquitin ligase complex; endoplasmic reticulum. Gene Ontology annotation, biological process: protein processing. Lineage: Eukaryota; Fungi; Ascomycota; Eurotiomycetes; Chaetothyriales; Herpotrichiellaceae.
AUGUCCCUAAAACCACCGCCUCUGCGCCCACACCCGCAACAUGACGAACCAUACGAUCACGCCCACGACCCCGACUACGAGCUCACCAUCCGCUUCUCAGCCUCGCUGCCAGACCUGCUCCUCUCCGUGCCGGCCUCUCUGAACGCCAACGCCGCGACACUGAAACAGCUCAUCCGCUCGCGCAUCCCAGACCGGUACGCGAAACAUCGCAUCCGCCUGAUCCAUGCGGGGAAGGCUCUCGCGGACGACGUGCCCUUGAGCACGACUCUGAAAAGAAAUGUCUCGAGGCCACCCAGUCGGAUCAGCACGCCCGGACCGUACGAUGAGAGGAACAACGGGUCUACAAAUGCUACUAGAGGAGGACCCGACGGUGGUGAUCACAAAGGCAAACAACCGCUCCGAGAUCCCCCCUCGGCGACCCAUCAGCCCAGAAUCUACAUCCACUGCUCGAUAGGCGACAUUGUGCUCUCGGGCAAGGAACUCGCGGACGAAGCGGCGGCGGCGGCGGCAGCGGUUCAGGUGACAGGGGAUGGAAAUGGAACUGCCACUGGCGACGAGCCCAAAGCGAAACAGUCAGUGACAACGACGCCCGCGCCGCGCGGCUUCGACAGGCUUCUCAACGCGGGGUUUAGCGCCGCAGAGGUGCAGUCGCUACGUCUCCAGUUCCUCGCCAUCCAAGCGCACACGCACACGCCGGACACAAUGCCGAGUCCCAACACCCUCCGCGACAUGGAGGACCGGUGGCUCGACGAUUCGACGGGCGCUACGGGCGAUCUGGACGGCACCACGGCUGGCGGUGGGAUGGGCGCUAGUGACGACGACAUGCAGGCCGGGGCGCUGGACGAUAUGAUCUGGGGCACGGCCAUGGGGUUCUUCUGGCCGGUCGGGUGUCUGAUGUGGGGGGUCAGGGAGGAGGGGAUAUGGAGCCAACGGCGCAAGAUGGCUGUCGUUGUGGGGUUUCUGUUGAAUAUUGGGCUGGGGCUUAUACGGUAUGGAGGGUGA